Molecule: messenger RNA, 2523 nt
Organism: Apis florea (little honeybee)
Lineage: Eukaryota; Metazoa; Arthropoda; Insecta; Hymenoptera; Apidae
Product: acyl-CoA Delta-9 desaturase
Biological process (GO): unsaturated fatty acid biosynthetic process
Cellular component (GO): endoplasmic reticulum membrane
Molecular function (GO): iron ion binding; stearoyl-CoA 9-desaturase activity
Source: RefSeq, a predicted model, not a curated record
UGGUGCCGGCGUUUCAGUCUUGAUUUUCUGUUAGAUCAUUCAAGUUGUAGGAAAGUGAUAUAAAAUAUAGUAAAAUAUAGUAAAGUCAGAGAUUUGAUAUAAUUGAAGGAGUCUUUUGUGACUAUAAUUUCAUACGGAAUCGUGUUUGUUGUACAUUGUGCAUAGCAUUGGAAAUCGACGUUAUAUAUAUAUAUAUACAUCAACCUAAUUCAACAAAUAAGGUUAACCGGCGAUAAGUUUAAGAUAAGAAAAUAGAAACAGAGAAAUAAAAAAGAAAUGGCGCCUAAUGUAACAAGUACUCCAUCAGGUAUAUUUGAUGGAGAUAAUCGUUCAGAUCAAGCAAUAAUCGAGACACCUAAAAAAAAAUACAAGAAACAUAUUAUUUGGAGAAAUGUGAUUAUCUUCUCUUAUCUUCAUCUAGCUGCUGUAUAUGGAUUAUAUCUGGUUUUUACAUCUGCACAAUUUAAGACCACUUUGUUUGCAUUAUUCCUGUACAUAUGUACUGGACUGGGAAUUACAGCUGGUGCUCACAGAUUAUGGGCACACAAAUCUUAUAAGGCAAAAUGGCCACUUGAGUUAGUACUAGUAAUUUGGAAUACUAUGGCAUUUCAAGAUGCAGCAAUUCAUUGGGCUAGAGAUCAUAGAGUUCAUCAUAAAUACAGCGAAACAGAUGCGGACCCUCAUAAUGCGACGAGAGGAUUUUUUUUCGCGCACAUAGGUUGGCUCUUGUGUAAGAAACACCCGGACAUUAAAGAAAAGGGCAAAAGAAUCGAUAUAAGUGAUCUGGAGAAAAAUCGUAUAUUGGCAUUCCAAAGAAAAUACUAUUUAAUUCUGAUGCCUCUAUUUUGUUUCGUUUUACCGACCAUUAUUCCGGUCUAUGGUUGGAAUGAAACUUGGUCCAAUUCAUAUUUCGUGGCAACAGUUUUGCGUUAUGUUUUCGUGCUGAAUAUGACUUGGCUUGUCAAUUCUGCUGCUCAUAUUUUUGGAAACAAACCAUAUGACAAGUUUAUCAAUCCUUCGGAGAAUAAAGCGGUGGCCAUAGGAGCUCUUGGUGAAGGUUGGCAUAAUUAUCACCAUGUAUUCCCAUGGGAUUACAAAACGGCAGAAUUAGGAAAUUACAGAUUUAAUGUUACAACAGCGUUUAUUGAUAUGUGUGCAAAGCUUAGACUCGCAUAUGAUUUGAAAUCGGUUCCUUCUGAUUUAGUGAAAAAACGAGUGGAGAGAACCGGCGAUGGAAGUCAUAAUCUGUGGGGUUGGGGUGAUAAGGAUCAAACACAAAAAGAUAGGGAGGUGACGAUGGUUUAUCAUAAGGCUUAUUAAAAAAUGAAAAAAAGACCAUUAAGAAAUGUAAUUAACAAUGCGAGCUAAUUGUUCACUUGUUUUUUAUAAAACAAUUGAACUAUGGCUCACUUUGUAUAUAUUUAGGGGGUGGAGGAAUAGGAAAUAUCUGGGAAUCAUUGGAAAUAUUUUGAAAUAUCGCUUAAUAUUUUUAAUUAUAGUCCCAGUUAUAGUCUUAGCUGUACUCUAUUUUUAUCAAAAAUAUGAAUCUGAAAUUAUUCAACUAUUCAAUGAUGAGUAAAACAUUUACAUAUUGUUUUGUUGUAUUCUCAUAAAAAUUGAUAUGCACAGUAAUAAGAUUUCUCGUUUUUAGAAAUAUACAUUAAUGUAUGUAUUGCUAUCAAAAAGAAAUCUUUAUUUUUACAUUAUUAUUAAACAAUUUUUAGCGUAAUAGUUGUGCUGUAAAUAUCGAUUUUUACAAAUUAAAAGAUAUUAAUCGAUUUGAUAAACUAAUAUAUCGAAAAUUAAAUAAUAAAUAUAUCGAUUAUGCGAUUGAUUUGAAGUCAUUUGGCGGGUUCUAAAUGUCCUCAAAUAAUCUAACGAGAAAAUCCACAGUGAGACAUUUCAACGAAAUUCGAAAUUGCAAUGAUAUUCGCAUGUGGAAAUCAUUUGAAAUUAGAUACAGUAGAAUUGCGAUAAUUCUCUGAAAAUACUUGUCAAGAUUAUCAAAUAUUUCGAAUUCUAAGACUAAGAUUUGAAAUUUGGUGAGAAAAAAUUUAAAAAAUAAUAAAUUAAUACAAUUUAUUAAGAAAUAUGAAAUAAGUAUUUUUUUACGAAAUAUGUUUUGUAAUAUAUUUAUUGAAUAAUAAUAACAAGCUAAAAUAGAAUUAUGCGUCUUGGAUUAUUGAAUAUCGAAAUUCUACUGUAUUCUAAAAACUUAUAUUAAUAUUAAUACUAGUUCGUUAAGUACAGUCUAUAUAAUCUAUAGAUUUUUGAUUGAAUAAUUUUCCUUUCAAUCUAAUCCUACGUAAAUUCUAUUUUUGAAAAAUUCAUUUCCUUUUUUUUAUUUACUGGUUUAACAAUUUUAGAAAUCGAUGUUAAAGAAUAUAAAUUUGAAAACUCUUUUAAUAUUUCUUAUAAGAAAAAAGAUGAUUAGAUGAUAAUUAAACAAGACAAUAAUCUUUUGUUAAAUAACUUCUUUCACAUAUUCAAUAGCAAAUUAACAUAAUUCUUAUAUAUAAAUAA